AUGUUGUUGGUAAGUAGAGGAAUAGGUGAUGCUGGAAGCUGUAAGAGAUGUGGUGGGAACGAAGAUGCUUUGCAUGUUCUAGGCUCCUGCCUGUUUGCGAAGAGGGUUUGGCAACUAGCUCCUUUUGCGUCUCUGCCUAGCUUGGAUAAUCUGAAUUCUGUUAAGGAUUUGUUGGUGUCAGUAGGGCAAUCGUUCACCCUCCCACCAGUGGGAUUGAGUAUUGCCCCACUGUAUCCCUGGUUCUUGUGGUUCCUUUGGAAAUCGCGCAACCUACUGGUUUUUGAAAACAAAGUCUGGUCGGAAAAUGAUGUAAUCCAAAAAGCGAUACUGGAAGCUAGGAACUGGCAACAGGCUUUACUGAUCCAACCGAAGAAGCAAACAAAGCGGAAGCCGGUCGAAGCUAUCCCUAUCCACCCGGAGGCUUGCGUCUGCUUCUCUGAUGCAGCGUGGAAUGCUACGACUAAGGUUUGUGGCUUGGGCUGGACCAUCAAAAAUUUCACCUCUGGAUUGACCCAACAAGGAAGUACUUCUCGACCAUUUGUGUCCUCUGCCCUCGUAGCAGAGGCUUUAGCUUUAAAAGCAGUUAUCACGGCGGCUUUAGCUGUAAGGCUGGUCUGCAACUCGGAUUGUCAGGACCUAAUCUGUCUUAUCAAUUCCGGUGGCCAAGCUACUGAACUCGACGGGAUUUUGGAUGAUAUUCGAUUUCUCUCCCUUAAGUUUAUGUCUAUUUUCUAUUGUUAUGUACCUCGUUCAGAGAACUCAGAGGCCGAUGCCUUGGCAAAAGCUAGUCUACUGUCGUGUAAUGGUUCCUCCCUGGUUGGAGUUUGA
Molecule: messenger RNA, 828 nt
Organism: Camelina sativa (false flax)
Lineage: Eukaryota; Viridiplantae; Streptophyta; Magnoliopsida; Brassicales; Brassicaceae
Molecular function (GO): nucleic acid binding; RNA-DNA hybrid ribonuclease activity
Source: RefSeq, a predicted model, not a curated record